This is a messenger RNA of Mizuhopecten yessoensis (Yesso scallop), 3088 nucleotides long. RefSeq names its product amiloride-sensitive amine oxidase [copper-containing]-like. Lineage: Eukaryota; Metazoa; Mollusca; Bivalvia; Pectinida; Pectinidae. The record is from RefSeq and is a predicted model, not a curated record. Gene Ontology annotation, molecular function: quinone binding; copper ion binding; primary methylamine oxidase activity. Gene Ontology annotation, biological process: amine metabolic process. Gene Ontology annotation, cellular component: plasma membrane. Bases 570 to 3020 code for a protein of 816 amino acids. The transcript has 3 exons.
UACGUGUAUGAUGGGUAUAUACCGUACUGUGUACCACAUCAAUCGAUGGGUACACACACAUAUACAUAUAUAUCUAUAGCAACACCGGCCCGUGAUCAACACAAUGAAAUAGACCAGAACAAAUUAUGCCAAAUAUUUAAUCAUAUACUGACGCAGAAUUCAUUAACAAACCACACAGGGCUCCGUAGGCUGUUGAUGUAAGACUGCGAUAUUUAGUCCCUAGCUACUGGCACCGAUCUUAUACCCCGUGCUGUCAGCCUCGCCGGGCGCUGGGCUACGAUCGGGAACGGCACACGAGGAAUGAGAGGCCAUGGUGUCAGGAGCGUGUUACUUCACACCCCUUUAUCACAAGUGUGUGCUGUAACAUGUGAAUGAGGGGUUGGGACGUGACUUGUGGACGUGUUCUGUUCGGUUACCCAGCUUUGGUGGGGUCAUCACAGGACAGGUGCGAAUCUCAUUAGUACAGAUAUAUCUGUAACCAUGCCAACCGGAUGUAGCAAGUGGUGCUCUCUGACAUCAGACACGUGAUGGACUAAUCCCAAGGCUAUGCCAGAUGACACCAGACUAAAAUGUCCAUCAUCAGCCAGGAUAUCAAAGUCGAACAUGACGUGAAAUAUGGAGCCACCCCCAAUAACAAUGAGGACGAUUUGGAAGAGGAGGAAGCGGAAGUGGAGGUCGUCAAUGGUGACAGAAAGAUUCUAAUUUUCAAGGCCCUCGCGGUCGUCAGCACGUGUAUUGCUGUUAUUCUACUGGCUACCGUGAUAGUCUUGGGCAUAUUUUACCAGAGAGCACCCAUAUGUGAUCAUGGGUUUCCACGAAUUCCAAAUAAUCUCGAUAAACCAGAAAUUUUCGACGAACUGACAGUGUCAGAGUUAGAAACUGUCAGGGAUUACUUAAUCUCCAGAAAAGAAUUAAAUCUCAUGCCUUUUGACGCAGCAACAAUAAACAGUAGUUACAUUUUUAUGAUUGACUUAUUGCUUCCGUUGAAGGCAGCCGUUUUAAAGAAUUUAGAUCGCGGUGGAAGACAGCCUCUUCGGACAGCCAAGGUCGUGAUAUUCCGCGGUGAUCUUCGACCUCCUCGCGUUGAGGAAUAUCACGUGGGGCCCAUUCCCCGACCUACGUAUGCCCGUCACGUAACGAAUCCAUCGUAUACCAGGUCACGAGUACCAUUCACCGCCCGUCCUGUUAGUGAAAUAGAAUAUAAAGCCCUGUACGAACACCUGGAGCAGGUGGGAGAACAAUUGUAUUUCCUUCUGCGCGACAGUUACAAUAUGGCCUAUCACAAUUGUACAAAGGGUGCGGAUUGUAUUAUAUUCAAGGACACGGCCCCAAGAGGGUUGAAGAGCGGUGAUCGCAAGACAUGGUUCUGGGCCUUCCGUGACAUAGAGGGUUCUGCCCUUCACCCUCUUGGACUGGAGAUCCAGAUAAAUCACGAGUCUAUGGACAUCGCACAAUGGCACGUCGCUAGGAUCCUUUACAAUGGCUUCCUCUUCUACUCGGUGGAGGAAUUGAUGGACAAAUACUUAGACAAUCAAAUUAAAAAGAUCACGAUUAAUCCCGUGGGAUUUAAAGAACAUCUAUACUCCUCGUAUGUAAAAAGGGGGAAGACAAACGCAGUGCCUUCGCAAGGUCCGAAAUUGGUCGAACCAAACGGUAGGCGAUACAUGGUAGUAGGCAACCAUGUGAAAUAUAUUGAUUGGGAUUUCCACGUACACAUGCGAUCGUCGACAGGACUGCAGAUCUUCGAUGUACGAUUCCAGGAGGAACGUAUUGUCUAUGAAAUCUCAUUACAGGAUGCAGUUGUUAUGUACUCUGGAUUUGGACCGUCUCAAAGUUCUACUGUUCAUUACGACACUAGCAUGUUAAUGGGCAGGUUGGCUUUUGAGAUGGUCCCUGGUGUUGAUUGCCCGGAUACUGCAGUCUUUUUAGACACGCACCAUUUUGUGGAUACCAGCAUACCGCGAAAAUUCAAAAAUGCUAUUUGCAUAUUUGAAAAUAAUGGCGGGAUACCAAUGCGACGCCAUUACGAGAGUGACAAACGAGGUGGCUUUAAAAGUUAUGGUGGGCUCGUUGACAACCACCUUGUAGUUAGAACAAUAGUUAGUAUAUGGAGUUAUGAUUUUAUUUUCGAUUACAUUUUUCAUCAAAAUGGUGCGAUAGAAGUGAAAGUGUCACAGACCGGUUAUAUACAAACGACGUAUGCCUUGCCGUACGAGUCGACGUUCGGCUAUAGAAUACACGAGUUUGUUAUAGGUACGCUACACCAACAUUUAUUUCAUUUUAAAGUGGAUCUGGAUAUUAACGGACCUCGAAAUAGAUAUGCAACGCUAGAAACGUCAGUCAUAACGAAGUCUAGCCAGUGGUACAGAGAUAGAAACCACACCUAUAUAGGGUUUCAGAAAGUAGACAGAAAACGAGAAAAUGAUGUGAUAUACGAGACCGGUGGCGAGUCGAAACAGAGGUUUGAUAUCAUCUACAACAGGUACGCUACAAGCAAAUUCGGAUCAAACCGAGCUUACAGGAUAUUUAACAUGGCAAUCUCAGAUCUUUUCCUGGAGGACGCCGAUGUUGCGAACGCCGCAAGAUGGGCCAAGUACCCUCUUGCCGUGACACAGUUCAAGGACACUGAGGAAAUGUCCACAUCUAUUUACGCCCAGAAUGACCCAUGGCAACCAGUGGUAGACUUCGAUAGAUUUCUAUUGAACAAUGAGUCUAUAGUAGACGAAGAUUUAGUUGCCUGGGUGACAAUGGGGCGAGUUCACAUUCCACACACGGAGGACGUUCCUUCCAACUCGAUAACUGGUAACCAGUAUACAUUUUUUCUGUUACCGUUUAACUAUUUCACAGAGUGUCCGAGCAUCGGAUCUCCUAACGCUGUCCGUAUUCAGCCGGCACUGCCUCCGGACGGUAACAAAGUGGACACAUUCGGCACUUCGUUCGAGUCCACGUGCGUGCAGAAGUCCGUUGGUCCAUUUGAAUACAAUGGUCGUUGGGACCACGUGGUCUCGGACGAAGACUAGGCAUUUUAAUUUGAUCUCUUAUGCAAAUUUUAUCGUAUAUUUAGUAAUAUUAAACUAUUUAAAAUAUC